Molecule: messenger RNA, 7234 nt
Organism: Naegleria gruberi
Lineage: Eukaryota; Heterolobosea; Eutetramitea; Acrasida; Naegleriidae
Product: rasGEF domain-containing protein
Exons: 1
Coding region: 1-7206 (2401 amino acids)
Biological process (GO): positive regulation of GTPase activity; Ras protein signal transduction
Cellular component (GO): plasma membrane
Molecular function (GO): guanyl-nucleotide exchange factor activity
Source: RefSeq, a predicted model, not a curated record
AUGUCAUCGCCAAGUGCCGACUGUUCAGAAGGAGUAAACAAUCUUUUGAUGAGUAGCAGCACAACAACAAUAACGGAGGAGCAACAACCAACAAAUUCCAUUGAACCAAAUGAUGCUCCAACAAAUGCUGAUGAGAAAGUAGAAGAAUCUUCUUCAUCAUCCAAAACUAUUACAACAGAUAGUAGUAAUACAACAAUAACAAUAACAACAACUCAACUUCAUGAGACAAUAACAUUGACUCAAUCAACUUUAUCUCAACAAGCAGUAGAAGAACAACAAACAGCAAAUAAUCAACUUGUUGCCAACAAUACUUCCACUACAACAACAACAACUACAGAAGAAGAAAAUGGCGCCAUUUUACAACCAAGAGGUUCUGUUGUUGUUCUGAUGAAUGCGCCAUCACACCACGACAGAAUCAAUAGCAGCACGAGUGAAGAUGAUGACAAUGGUGAUGAUAAUAUUGUAUUUGAAUCACGUACGGCUACUACGACUCCAGAGCACAUUGAUACAACAACAAACCCAUUUGUAACAGGUGUUGUUUUUAAUAAUAUUAUUGAGAAUAGUGAUGAGACAAUUAAUAAUAAUAAUAAUAACAAUGAUGAUGAUAAUAAUAAUAAUAAUACAACAACAAAUGAAUAUCAUGUUGAUGUUGAUGAUGAUGAUACAAAUAAUAAUAACAAUGAACAAAUAACAGAGGAACAAGAUCAAUCAUAUCAAGAUGUUGUUAUGACUCCAACAUAUAAUGUUCAACAACAACAACAACAAACAUUUACAACCUAUGAUCGUAAUGACUUGUUGUUAAAUGUUGAUGAUUCACAACUUCCUUUGUGGAUGAGAUUGGAAGAACGAUUAAAUGUACACCCAGAGGCAAAACCUGUUCAUUAUCCACUUCCACCUUCUGUUAGAGUUGCCAGUAGUCAUCCAGAAUUACAACAAUCCAAGUAUCCACACUUGCAAGAGUAUCAUCGUCAAUUUUAUGAGCCAUUUACUGUUCUUGAGAGAGAAGAUCCAUACUCUUUCAAAUCUGUACAAUUCAAACCACUUGAAAACCAUCCAACCUCUCAUAUCUCUCACAAUUCAGCAUCCUUGAACAAUUCAUCCUCUGCCAAUUUACUUACACUCACAUUGACAAAUCCAAAUAUACAAUCUAGCGGUAAUGGAAAGAGUAUUGUUGAUUCUUUCUUUAAAGCUUUAUAUCAUCUUGAUUCUAUGGCUUCAAACAGUCAACUAGGAAAAGAUCAAGUUCAUGUAAUUCAAAAUGGAAAUGGUAGUGCUAGUGCAUCUCUCAAUGACUUGUCAAACGAUUCAUCACAUGAUGAAACAUCAGAAGUUGGUUCAUCACUCUCUCCACUCAAGGGAUCACUUAAAAAUUUGAAGGAACAAGAAGGUCUCGAUGGAAAGAGAAAAGGAAGCAUUUUCGCUUUGAAAUUUAAACAUCAAGCACAAGCUUCUUCUUCUGAUAAUUCUAAAAUUAUGAGUACUUCAACUCAAAAUCCAAAAAUGCUUUUGGAUGGUUAUGAUUCUCUUGAAGUCAACACAUCAGAUUUGGAAUCUCACAAUGAUCAAUCGUCUGAUGUAAAUAGAAAUGAAUCACAAACACCUGUUAGUACUACUUCAGGCGCUCCUGGAGGCAGUGAUCCUAACCAAGUACAAGAAGAAGAUACUGAAGAACAAUAUCUUAAAAAGUUGAGUUUGGUUGAAUUUUCCAAACAUUGUAGUGCCAAGAGACGUGUAAAACAAUUUGAUUUCCUUUCUGGAGAUUCCACUUUUGAUAAACCUCCUCUCAUUAGUAAGAAAAUUCCAUCCAAUAUGAGCCUUGCUUCUCCAACUGGUGAAGAGAAACCUCCAGUUGUUUCUGAAGAUGGUAAAUUGAACAUUUCUGAUACUGAAAUACUUCCAGAAUCAACCACUCGUCUUAUGAGUUGUCUCAAACCAAACUUUAAAUAUAGACCUAUAGAAACAUCAAUGUGUUUCCGUCAACCACAAAAUCAAGCUAGCUUGGCAUAUCCUAUCAAGAAGAGAACACAACUAGUUAUUUCAUGUCAUACACCACCAAAAUUCGAAAGACCUGUUUCUGAAAUUCACUACUUCUCAAUGGCUCUUUAUGAUUUGGAGAGGGGUUCUAAAAUUAGUGAAGAUUUCCACUUCCAUUUCCUUUUGAAGGAACAAAUUGAAACUCUUUCUCCUUGGGUUCAAAAUUAUUUAAAGACUAUGGCAUCAGCACUUCCAGUUAAACCAGUUCAACAACCACUCAUGUCUCCUCGUUCAGGUGAAAAUGGUCAACCUCAAGUUCAACACGAAGAACAAAAGGCAUUAUUCACUAUUACUUAUCCAAAUGAUCAAAUAUAUUUGGUUAUUCAAGUAUAUCGUUUACCAACUGGAAGUAUGAAGGAUGCUCUUAAACUCUACAAGAGGGACACCAAACAAUCAGAAAUUAAUGAUGUUGAAAAACAAUACAAUGAACUCAAACAACAAGUUGCUCACUUUAGACAAGCCAUUCUCUUUGGAUAUACUCCAUUAUUCAGCAAGAGAGGUAAUGUUUAUCAAUUGACCUCUACAAAGUAUGAGCUCAAACCAAUGUAUUCUAUUGAAGGAUUUGAUUUCAAGACUCCUUUCGAUGCCAUGACCAUGAUUAGGACUAUUCAAAAGGAAAAGAAAUUGAAGAAUAUUACACAAAUUGAUGGUGGAUUUUUAUUGAGAGCAGAAAUUUUGAAAAAUCACUCGAAUGCCAACAAACAACCUAAACAUAAUAGACAUCGUUCUAUCGAGCACAAUCUUCAUCCAAUUAUUGGAUCAUCAGGUAAUAGUGCAUCUUUAGUGACUAGUCCACAAAGUUAUGAAAAUCAACUUACUGAUGAAAGUGGUAAUUUAUUAGUUUCAAAUGGAGUUUCAUCAUCACUUUCAAGCUCUUCACCAUCUCCACUCUCUCCAUCCAACUCACUUCUUAAGGAACGUUUAAUGAAUGAUUUGGGAAGAUCGGAUUCAAUGCCUAGUAGUCCUCUUAAGGGUAUGAUUGAUCAUGAAAAGACUGCCCACGAUGAUGAAAAUAGCCUUGAAACUGACUUGAUUAGAGUUCAAGAACUUCCAAUUCAACUCUCCAAAUAUCCAAACAUGGAGGUUCUCAAUCACUUCUUCUUUAAUCCAAUUGUUGCCCAAUUCGAAAAGACAUUUGGUGGAAAGAAUAUUUUCUGUGAGGUAUUGUAUCGUGAGUCUGAUUCUGAAGUUGUGAAUGAAACAACUGGUCAAGUUAAUGCAGAGCCAAGAAUCAUGACUAGGUUCAGUAGAAAUUCAUCUAAAUAUGAUUUCUCAUGUGUUUCGUAUGAUGAAGAGAAGCAGCCACACUUUUACGAUGAGUUCAAGAUUGAUAUUCCUUGUGAACCAAGGAGGGAUCAACACGUUUUGGUUGUUUUCUAUCACUUGGAUGUAGAUAAUAAGAAGUCUAAAAAGUUGAACUAUGUGAGUGGUGCUAAUGACAUUAGAAAGGAAGAUUUUGGAACUUCUCACAGAGCUGUUCUUGGGUAUGCUUUCAUGGAAUUGAACGAUAGCAAGAAGUUUGAUAGCGAAGGCUACUCAAUGUUCCCUCAAUUCCGUAAACAUACCUUCCCUGAUGAAAUUACUAUUUACAAAGAACUUCCAGCCAAUUAUUUGAAGGACUCUGAAGAAAAAUUGAAGAAUCUCAAGAUUGGUAAAUUGAAAGUUAGAUCCCAUUUGGUUACAACCAUUGAUCCAUCUGAUGAAAUUAUUACCCUCUUCUUCUCCACAAUGUAUGAUUUACAAAAUGUUCCAGAUUAUCAAAAACCACAAGUCUUAACCUUCUUAUGUGACUAUGUCUUCCCUCAAUUCAACAAGAUUGAUUUCAAGGUAUUCAUGCCACAUUUACCAGUUGUUUUGAAUAUGCUGUUUGGUUUAAUGGCAAGAGUUUCUGCCAUGCUUCAAGCAAGUGCUGUUUCUUACAUUAUUGAAAAGGUUGAAAUUGCAACAUUUGAACAAAUUUUGGUUUGCUUGCGUGGUUGUUAUCACUUCCUCAGUGAGACCAAUCCAGAGAAUGAAUCACACUCUAGGCUCAAUGUUUUCUUCUCCAGUUACACCAAAUAUAUUCUUACUGAACCAAAAGGAGCUAAAUAUCCAUUGUUUAGUAUCUUGUUGAGAUUGAUGGCUGAAUAUUUGGAAGUUCCAGAAACUGAAAAGAUGGCUCCUGCCAAGGGUUCAGACUAUCUCAAUGAUUUGAGUCAAAUGGUAAAGAAAUCUCGUCAAAAGAAGGAAAAUAUGGACAAUGUCAAGCAACAAAUUGACCAGAGAAGAAAUCAACUUUCAGAACACGAUCCAAUUCGUUUCUCCUGGUUCAUUUUUGAUGUUAUUAUCAAAUCAAUGACUAUUUUCUUCAAUGAAAAGGCAAAGAAGGAAGACAGUGCUUCACAAAGAAGAAGACGUAUUUCUGCUCAUGAUGAACACGAGUUGGACUAUCCAAUUUCUGAUAGACACAUUUUAAACAGAUUGAGACAGCUCACUGAUAACAUGGUUGUUCGUAUCUACAAGUUAUUACUUGCCAGUGGUAUUGGUCGUCAAAAUAUUGGUAUUGGUGGUAACAGAAAUUUGGCUCUCUUCUUACGUGAUCUCAUUCCAUUCAUUCCAGACAAACAACUCUACAUUGAACACUUGAUUGAUCGUUACUUCCAAAGUUUGGAUGGUAUUGAUGAACGUAAAUUGAGACUUAAAGCAGAAUUUAUUGCCAUCUUGACUGAUUACGAUUAUUACAUUCCAUUCAAUUUGCACUUGUUACGUCUCUUUUCUAAGGGAGAAGGAGAUUCUGUCGAAUCCACAGCUACAACCACAGAGGAAAAUGCUGAAUACUUGAUGAGCCAAGAAGUCAACUCAAAGCAAGUUACCUUCUCUUCAAUUUUGAUUGAAUUAUUCUACGAUGUUGUAAAGAGUGGUAAUGACAAGUUGCUUAUCAAAAUUUCAAAGAUUUUAUUGGAUCACUUCUGUAAAUUAGACUAUGAUAGCAGAUACCAAGAAGACUCUAGAAGAGCUAUUGUUACUGGAUUGUACAUUGAAUUUGUUGAUAGAUUCCUCGAAAAUGAUGAAAAUCUUACUCGUUUCAAGAAUGACGAGAUUUAUGUAGUUCUCUCUUCAUGUAUCAUGUGGAUUUUGAGAGGUUUAUCAAAGGACAAGUUGUUACGUUGGUGGAAGUCUCGUCCAUUCUACGUAAUGCUCAAUUUGAUUACCUUCUUGGAACAUACCACUGUUGCCUUUAACAAUUUGGACUUUUCAGGAAAGAUGACUGACGACAGUAUUCUUCGUACUGAAAUUGCUUGUAUUACAAGUUAUUUGAUAUCAACACUCCUUUCUAAUAGAAGUUUAUUCGAUGAAAUUUUACCAGAAUUGAAAACCCAAGAUGAAAACAUUCAAAUGUUGGAGAAUAUCCAAAUUACCGAUAUUGUCUUGCAACGUCAACAGCAAAUUGCUGACUUGUUCGAAGCAAAGAGCGUCAGGACUCAACCACACACAGUUGCCUUAUUCUUUAGACGUAUUUCACACUUGUUGUUAAACUUUAUUCUUCAACUUACUUUAAGGUCUGAUUCUGCACAUUGCCACUUGAUCUUUAGACAAUGUGUAUUGCCUCUUGUGAGAGAUAUGACUGAUCAAUUGGUUGUUUCUGAAUUGUACGAUGACUCCAUUCCAAAGAGAGAAAGAGUUCCUCCAGUUCAAAAGAAGCAUGUCGAACAAAAAUGGCGUUGGUUGCUUGGUUCUGUUAUUCUUCACUGGAGCUUUAAUCCAAAACUUGAGAACCAAAUCCACGACCUUGUUCGUGCAUCCCUUGAAUUGCUCUUGAGACCUAUGGAAAAGAUCUUGAAAGAAAAGCAAACAAAUGCAACAGGUCAAGCUGAUGAAGAUGGAGAUGUCAUUCUCGAUGAAGAUGGUACUAUUCGUGCUGCCACAUUCAACAAGCUUGUUGAAAGAAUGUUGGAAAUUAACAUUUCUGAAGGUGAUUCUGAAGAACAUGGUAAAUUCAAACACAUUUUCCAAAUUACCUAUGGUUCUUUCACAACACCUCUCGAAUUGUUGACCAUUUUAUCUACACUCUACCAAACUCCUAACCCUAAUCAAAACAUUAUCAGAAUUCGUGUUGAACAAUUCUUGUGUGAUUGGAUUCGUGACAGUUUCCACGAAUUUGAUAACCUUGUCAUUGCUGAACUUGUAAGAUUCUUAAUUGUCAAUGAUCGUGACUUGAAGACUAACACCAAGAAGAAGAUUCGUCGUUAUGCCAUCAAGAACUUGCUCAACUUUAAACAAGAACAUAUCAAACAAAAGGGUGUUCAAGAUUGUUUACCACAACUUCCAAAAGGUAUUUUAUUCGAAGAGUUAGAAAAACCAGUAGUUGACAUUAAGGAAUGGAGAAUUAAAAAGUCACAAAGAAAGAAUUAUAAGAAUCCAUUCGAUAGAUCAUUCGACUUGUUGGCUUGGCCACCAGUAGAAAUUGCAAGACAAAUGACACUCAUUGAUGCCAAGUUAUUCAGAAAGAUUGAAGCAAGAGAGUUCUUCGACAAUGCUUGGGCUGAUAAGGAUUACAAGUAUGAACUCGCUCCAACAAUUUGUGCAAUCACUGAUCGUACUAAUAGUAUUUCCUAUUGGGUUCGUAACAGAAUUCUCAUGGAAACCAAUCCAGAAAAUCGUAAGAAGGUCUACAAGAGAUUCUUGGAUAUCAUGCGUGAAUUGUACUUGAUGAAUAACUUUACAUCUGUGAUGGCUAUUUCAUCUGGUCUUAACUCUGCUCCAAUCUCUAGAUUGAGGGCUGCAAAGGAAGGUAUCAGUAAGGACGAUGUACAACUUAUUGAAGAUUGUGGAAACUUGUUCCAACAAAACUAUUCACUCAUGAGAAAGAGAUUGGAAAGCUUGAGCAUUGAAAGAUCUCCUUGUAUUCCUUUCACUGGUGCCUUCUUGACCGAUGUCACCUUCACUAAAGAUGGUAACCAAGAUUUUAUUGACCACGUUUCUAAUCCAGAUAAGAAAUUGGUCAACUUUAAGAAGAGACGUACCUAUUAUAAGACUAUCAGAACUGUUCAAGAUUUAAAGACAUCUCUUCACUAUCCAUUCAAACCAAUUCCAUUCUUGGAAUAUAUUUUGAAGGAAGAUAUCUUCCACAACCUUAACAAUGAUGAUAAGGAAUUGUAUAAUUUAUCCAUUAAAGUGGAACCAAGAAAAUAAAUGUAAAUAAAAUUUUUAUUCACAUCAA